CAGUGCCAGCAGGUCUUCAUUUCUUGGGAGAUCGCAAAACCCCCCUCUCUCUCUCUCGAUUACACGACUCAAAUUCCCUUCUUCAUCUUCAAAUGGCGGUACCGAUUGUACGGUUUCCUAUCUUCCCGGUGGUCAGAAUAAUCGGAGUUACAGUGCUCUUGCUUGUCUUGGUGUGGACUGUACAUUACAGAGGCGGCUUCGCCCUCAUUUCCGAGAAUAAAGAUCUCAUCUUUAAUGUUCAUCCUGCGUUAAUGGUGAUUAGCCUUGUGCUUCUCAAUGGCGAAGCCAUGCUAUCAUACAAGACUGUGACCGGAACAAAAAACUUCAAAAAGCUAGUUCAUCUUGUGCUGCAAUUCCUGGCUUUCUUUUUAAGCAUCGUAGGACUAUGGGCUGCGUGGAAGUUUCAUGUUGAUAAAGGCAUCGAUAACUUCUACAGUCUCCACUCGUGGCUGGGACUAGCCUGCCUUGUCCUCUUCGGGAUUCAGUGGGCUGCUGGAUUUGCGACAUUUUGGUAUCCCGGUGGAUCAAGGCAUAGCCGCGCAAGCCUGAUGCCCUGGCAUGUAUUUCUUGGGCUAUACAUCUACGCUCUUGCUGUAGCUACUUGUGCCACUGGUCUUCUGGAGAAGGCGACGUUUCUACAAACGCAGAAGAUAAUAUCACGAUACUCGGCCGAGGCAUUGCUGGUGAAUUCUUUGGGGAUCUUGAUUGUUGUUUUGGCUGGUUUUGUGAUUCUUGGGGUGGUCUCUCCCGUGCAGGGGAGAGGUGAUAAUCCCAAAGGAAUGGCAGAGUAAUGGCUACGAGAGCGAUAGAUAUUUUAUAGCACAUCAAAACCACAUUUACUGAGGAUCGAAUAGUUGAAGCAUUGUUGUUUCUUCUGUGAUAUGUGAGAUUUUAACAGUCCCAUUAUUGGUGAAUAUUCAAAUUUAUAACACAACCAUUCGAAA
Salvia splendens (bonfire salvia) is the source of this 944-nucleotide messenger RNA. Its product is annotated as transmembrane ascorbate ferrireductase 2-like. The record is from RefSeq and is a predicted model, not a curated record. Lineage: Eukaryota; Viridiplantae; Streptophyta; Magnoliopsida; Lamiales; Lamiaceae. Bases 93 to 791 code for a protein of 232 amino acids. Gene Ontology annotation, molecular function: oxidoreductase activity. The transcript has 4 exons.